This is a messenger RNA of Rosa rugosa (rugosa rose), 1234 nucleotides long. RefSeq names its product ethylene-responsive transcription factor ERF071. Bases 155 to 1102 code for a protein of 315 amino acids. Gene Ontology annotation, molecular function: DNA binding; DNA-binding transcription factor activity. Gene Ontology annotation, biological process: ethylene-activated signaling pathway; regulation of DNA-templated transcription. The record is from RefSeq and is a predicted model, not a curated record. Lineage: Eukaryota; Viridiplantae; Streptophyta; Magnoliopsida; Rosales; Rosaceae. The transcript has 2 exons.
AGCAGCGUCAAUUCUCCUCGUACAAAAGCCCCCUCCUCCCUCUUCAUUUCUCCCUCGUCCUAAAACCCUUUCCCUCUUAAACAUCUCCUCUCAUUAUUUCCCCCUCUCAUUUCAACAAAACCUCUCACAAAUCCAAGUCUCUUGAAGCUCAAGAAUGUGCGGCGGUGCUAUAAUAGCUGAAUUCAUCCCUCGCAACCGCGGCCGCCGUGACUCCGCCUCUGAGAUAUGGCCCAACUCGCCCUUCGCGAAGCUCAAUCCCGACAAUUUCUUCUUCAACUUAGAUCUCACCCCACCUACUCACAAGGACUCACCUCCGAGCAAAACAUCCCAACCCUUUUCAGGGGGUCUGGAAGAACAGAAGCCCGCCAAGAGGCAGAGGAAGAACCUCUACAGAGGCAUCAGGCAGCGCCCAUGGGGCAAAUGGGCCGCUGAGAUUCGCGACCCCAGAAAAGGAGUCCGAGUCUGGCUCGGUACCUUCAACACCGCUGAAGAAGCAGCCAGAGCUUAUGACAGGGAGGCUCGCAAAAUCCGUGGCAAGAAAGCCAAGGUUAAUUUUCCUAAUGAAGAUGACCAAGAGUACCCCCAUCAGACUCAUCUGAAAAAUUCCAAUCCUCAUCCAUUUCAACCCAAUACAGGUAAUUUCAAUGACAAUCAUAUCCCAAAAGGCUUUGAUAUGGGUUUUGGUUAUGAUCUGAACCAGAGUGCAGCAUUUCCCUCAAAUUCAAAUGGUUCAAAUGGUUUUAACUCGGUGGUGGUUAAGACUGACCCAAUUGUUGUUUCUGGGGAAGAGAAUUCUGGGUCUGGUUCAGAGGGGACUUACUCCUGUACAGGGUUGGUGGGUUGCAAUCACAAUGGGAAAGAGAGAGAGGAAUCAACACAAGGUAAUGCGAUUGUGGCCGCUGAGGAGAAUGAAGUGCAGAAGCUUUCUGAGGAGCUACUGGCGUUUGAGAACUACAUGAAGUUCUAUCAGAUUCCCUAUCUGGAUGGGCAGUCCACAGCCCCUGUAAAUCCUGCUGCGCAGGAAAGCAUGGUUGGCGAUCUGUGGAGCUUUGAUGAUGAGAAUGAGAAUGUUCCUGCUUCUGUCACAUCUUCCUUCGAUUGAUGAUGGUCGAAUUGAUGAAUUUGAUCAUUGAUUCUUGUUUAAUUUGUAUCUCGGUCUUAGUUAUAAGAACUGUAUCAAAAUGCUAAUUUUCAUUAUUUUGUAAUAAGAAGUUUGAAUUUUUUUCAGUUUUCA